Molecule: messenger RNA, 1149 nt
Organism: Wickerhamiella sorbophila
Lineage: Eukaryota; Fungi; Ascomycota; Dipodascomycetes; Dipodascales; Trichomonascaceae
Product: S-adenosylmethionine synthase
Exons: 1
Coding region: 1-1149 (382 amino acids)
Biological process (GO): S-adenosylmethionine biosynthetic process
Cellular component (GO): cytosol
Molecular function (GO): methionine adenosyltransferase activity; ATP binding
Source: RefSeq, a predicted model, not a curated record
AUGUCUAACACCUUUUUGUUCACUUCCGAGUCCGUUGGUGAGGGUCAUCCCGAUAAGAUCUGUGAUCAGGUUUCUGACGCUAUUUUGGAUGCCUGCCUUUCUGAGGACCCUCUGUCCAAGGUCGCUUGUGAGUCUGCCUCCAAGACCGGUAUGAUUAUGGUGUUUGGCGAGAUUACCACCUCGGCCAAGCUUGACUACCAGAAGAUUAUCCGUGACACUAUCAAGAAGAUCGGUUACGACCACUCCGAUAAGGGCUUUGACUUCAAGACCUGUAACGUUCUUGUCGCCAUUGAGCAGCAGUCUCCUGAUAUCGCCCAGGGUCUCCACUACGAGAAAGCUCUUGAGGAGCUCGGUGCCGGUGACCAGGGCAUUAUGUUCGGCUAUGCCACUGACGAGACUGAGGAGCUUUUGCCCUUGACCGUUUUGUUGGCCCACAAACUCAACAAGGCCAUGGCCGAUGCCCGUCGCGACGGCUCUCUUGAUUGGCUGCGUCCUGACACCAAGACCCAGGUCACUGUUGAGUACAAGAACGAGAACGGUGCGACCAUUCCCUUGCGUGUCGACACUGUUGUUGUUUCUGCUCAGCACUCUGACGAUAUCUCCACUGAGGACCUCCGCGAGGCCAUCAAGGAGAAGAUCAUCAAGAAGGUCAUUCCCGCCAAGCUGCUUGACGACAAGACCGUUUACCACAUCCAGCCGUCCGGCCGUUUCGUCAUUGGCGGUCCCCAGGGUGACGCCGGUCUCACUGGCCGCAAAAUUAUUGUCGAUACCUACGGUGGAUGGGGUGCCCACGGUGGUGGUGCCUUCUCCGGCAAGGACUUCUCCAAGGUCGACCGCUCUGCUGCCUACGCUGCGCGUUGGGUCGCCAAGUCGCUGGUCGCUGCCGGCCUGGCCCGCCGCGCCCUUGUUCAGUUCUCCUACGCCAUUGGUGUCGCUGAGCCACUCUCUAUCUUCGUUGAUACUUACGGCACUUCCAAGUACUCGGAGGAGGAGCUUGUUAACAUUAUCCGCACCAACUUCGAUCUCCGUCCCGGUGUGAUUGUCAAGGAGCUCGAUUUGGCCCGCCCCAUCUAUCUCCAGACUGCCGCCUACGGUCACUUCACCAACCAGGAGAACUCCUGGGAGAAGCCUCGCAAGCUCCAGCUUUAA